Messenger RNA from Culex pipiens pallens (northern house mosquito), 4703 nucleotides. RefSeq lists its product as uncharacterized. The transcript is spliced from 5 exons. Bases 1599 to 4619 code for a protein of 1006 amino acids. NCBI's taxonomy places the organism in Eukaryota, Metazoa, Arthropoda, Insecta, Diptera, Culicidae. The record is from RefSeq and is a predicted model, not a curated record.
UCUCUCGCUCUUUCUUCAAGAUCUCUCGCCGUCUUGGCGCGGUGUCCUCGCGCGGUGGCGGUCGCGAUGGUUCACUGGUUCCGAGGUUCGCGCGGCCGCCUCAGUAUAGUUCCAGAACCUGCGCCAGGUGGCACGCGUUUUCUCGACGUUCCUCGCGCGUUGUUCAAAGUGAAAACCUUUUUGACAUCGGCGGACUGCAUUCGGUAGCGAUUGUGUGUAAGAGGUCGUUGCGUGCGAAGAUCGCUUGGGAUCAGCAUGGGAUGGGAUCACCCAAGGUGGAACAACCCUGCGAUCGUGUGGUGUUCAGUGAGCUAAUCGCGGUGCACUAUCGCUGUGGGAAGAUCGCGUACCGUGUGUGUUUGACGAGUUAUGACGAUCUCGUGCGAGCUGUUGACUAACCAGUGUGUGUGCGAGGAAGCUGCAGGAUCAGUGAACCGUAAAGAAUUUCCAUCGGCGAAAAACGAACGCCACAAUGCAGCAGCGGCAAUGGUUACGCCAAAACGCUGGCGUGACUUGGAGCAGCAAAAAGGAAGAAAAAUUGUCUCAUGAAAGUGAAAUUUCGCACGUCUGCUUGGGCUGCUGAGUUAUUGCACCAAAUUAUGCGAUGUGAUGCACUGAGAAAAAAAAACAAAACAAAGAAGUGCAAAAAUGUGUAAUAAUUUUAAGUGAAACAAGUUCAGCGUGUACUAUGUAACUAAGCAAAAGGAGCAGAAGUCGACGAUUGUGCAAUAGUUGGAGCCAAAAAGAUAUAUCAAGCAAGUGUUGGUUGUGUGCUAGCGAUGUGUACCUGAUGACGAUAACAGAAGAAGAAAUUUAAAAUCAACCAAAAAGAGGUGGAAAAAGAUAACGUGUUAAGAAGAUAGAAAUAAAUUAAAAAAAAAAACAGCAAAUGUGAGUGUGUGGAAAACGCAGUGAUAUUAGAAGCAAACAAAAUUGUUUAAGGAAAGGUGGAGAAAACGAGGAAGCCGCAAGUGAGAGGAAGAGAAAAAGUGGCGAAGAGAAAUUAAAAAUUAAUAAAACGAAACAUUUCGUGCAGUGAAAGAACCGUCCAGAGCCGGACAAUAAAAGUAAUAAUAAUACUCAACGGUAAUCGUACGUUUCGUACCGUACACACAACUCUGCCGGUACGCAACAGUGAUAAAGAAGAGCCUCUGCACGCUAAAAUAGAGUUGUCUACCCGGGGGGAAGGUUGACUCACAAAACGGUGUUUUCAAAGUUGAGAUUUCCAUACACGCUGAGUUAGUACGGACCAGAAGGAAGGACGGGGGGGAAAGGAAGAUUUCAAGUGUCGGCAAAGAGUUUAUUUGGUAAAACGGCGCGAAAAUGGAACUUGAACAGUGAACAAGGUUAAAUGCCGCUGGCCAACAUGCUCCAAUUUCAACUGGAUUAUUUUGUUUCGUUUCGUCUGCCAGUUUAGUGCCUUCGACUUACAUUUGAAUUUUGGUCUUUGGUCAGUGAUUUUUUUUCCUGCGGGUUUAAAAAAAGUGAAGACGAUUAACAGUGUGUAAAAAAAAGUCGGUAAUUUAACCCCGGGAGGCGCUGAAUCUCGCAAUUUGAAGUAGACCAGCUACCAUGAGACCCCCUGGUAACGGGUUGCCAUGAUGAUGCAUCAGUCCCGUCGCCAACAGCAACCGCCCCAGCAACCACCGCCGCCGCCAACGCCUGCUGCGACCGGUCCCGGUCCGGGAGGAGGCGGCAAGGGCGGAGGUCCUGGCGGAACGACAGAUGGACCUCCGCGCAAGGGAGGGAUUCCGAUCUUUCGGAACAAUCGAAGCGCCAGCAGUAGCCGGAUCAACUCGAUUGUCGUGGGUCCCAAGGUGGACACCGGACGGAGGUCCGUCCAGCAACAACAACAGCAGCAUCAUCAGGAAGCUGGUGGAGGGCGAGGCAGUGAAGCGGGUUCCGAUCUGGACCACAUCGAUGAGGAUAUGUUCUCGAAGGUGCCAAAGAUGGAACUGCUCAAGGUGAACUAUGUCAACCUGAAGAACGAUGGGGUCGCCGGAAGUGAAAAGAAAAAAACGGCAGAGGAGAAAAAGGCUGCAAAGGGAACGGUUGCGGCGGCAGCGCCUACUAAGGGGAACGUGGCGAAUGCCGUCAAGAAGCAGCUGACCACGAGCAGCGUGAACCUAACGAGUAACGCGGGUAACGGCUCAACGUCAAACUUGAGCGAUGCGAAGGCUAAAUAUUUGGUCUACAAAAAGCACAACGGGUUCGGAUCGAAUACGUCGAUCGCGGAAAUUGGGGCAAAGUUGCAAUAUAUCAAUGAUACGGAUUUGAAAUCAAAGAAUGGGAAGAAAAAGUACGCUCUGUUUGACAACAAGAAAAAGAACAAACUGGAAACGGUACAGUAUUACUUUGACAGCAGGAGUUACGAGCGUUACGUGGACAACAAACUGUACGGAACCGUCGGUGGGGGGAACAAGGAGCAACAACCUCCGUCCAAACCGGAAGCUGAGCAAAAACCAGACCCCAAACCUCAAAGUCCCGGCGAUGUUGAAAAGCGACAAAGUUGGGAUUUGCGCACUAAUCGGCCAAGCAUGCUGCGCGUAAUCAAUCAAUCAACCGCGGCCAAGAAACCUACCCCGGAAAACAACCAACAGCCGGCGAAAGGUACCUUCAAGCAGCAUCAACCACAGCCGCACAUUCCGGACACUAACAAUCGCAUUUUCAAACUACAAAAGAGCCAUACCAGUACUAAUCUGAUUACACGCCAUAGAUCAAUGAACGAUAUUCAUCGGAUAAAUCAAUUAUUCCUAGAGUCGCGGGCGUUGUCGCCGAUCGAAAGUCAACCGGCCCCAUCCCUUCCGUCCAUCCAACCGUUACUGUCGCGCCAGCACAGUAGCAGCGUGAUCGCGCUCAACCGGAAAAUUGUCAGCAAAAAUCCGGCCCCACCGUCCGCCGUCAUCGCCGGUGGAAUGGUGCGCGAAAAUGUGCACCGCUUCGAGAAGAACAAGGCAAAGAGUGACGAAAUGUCCGCCAAACAGCAAAAGUACCUGGUCCACAAACGACUUAGCGCACGCUACAAAGCGGAAGAGAGUGCCCUUUCGAUCGCCGCCGCGGCAAAUGCAACGCCGUCUCAACCGGUGCAACCUGCCGUGAAGUCGAUUUCACCACCCCCACCAGCUCCAGUAAUUGCCGCGAUCGGAUCGGACGACACGAUCAGCAAGCGCAUCCGAAGGAUCAUCGACGGUCACAACGGACACAGCGGAUCAACGGAAACGAUCGAUUUCGAAACUACGAAAAAGCAGGAAGUCAAGCGGGAACCCAUCAGGGUACGAUCCAAAUCUUUGGAGCGGACACUUAGCGAUGACGACAUGAGCACGAUCAGUGCCAAGAGUAGCAAAACUACGUGCGGGUACAAGAACUGCAAGUUCCCCAACUGCCCGAUGUCUUCGUCCUCGUCUUCUUCCGCGUCUUCUACGGUGUCCAGCUCUUCGUGCUCGUCGUCAAAGAAGUGUCCCUCGGCGGCGGAGAGUCACAAGAGCAGUUUCAAAUGCAAAGAGAAGGAACAUCCGGAGAUUAUCUGCGGCAAGCGGACGUCGAUCGUGAUCAACGACAGCGACAGCGAAAUCUUCCUGAACAACGCGCUGAACGAUAAGCUCAACAAUAGUUGCGAAAAUGUUCGCGUGAUUUCGUCCAAGAUCAAGGAGAUCGAUUUGGAGACGAAUCGGAUGAUUAUCGAGAAGUGCGUCGAACCGAUCACGGAAAUUACGGAAACGGUGCUGGCGCGACAAAAGUUCUGGAAUCAGCAGAACCAGCGCAACAUCAAGUUGAAAAACAACCCGCAGCACAAGCCGUACGACGACAAGGUCAACAUCAACAACAAGAUCAAGAACGAGGACAACAACAGCAUAAAGAUUUUCAUAACCAACCAGGUACCGAGCAAGACGGGAUCGCAAACGACGAACCUCAGCGAACCGGUUUCGCUGAUCUCGACUUCGGCCAGCGGAAGUUCGGCCAGUUCGGCAGCCUCGACCGUAAGCUCGAACGGAGCCGAAUCCGACAAGGACGAUGGCUACUACGAUCAAAGCGAGCGAUCGCUCAGUCCAGCAGAAAAGCAACCACUGUCCAUUGUCAGUACGGUCAGCACGGGAAGCACCGUUUGCAGUGACGGAAGUAACAUGUCGAGCGUUACAUGCAGCAACGGAAACGGCGGGAACCGUUACACUUCAAAGACGAGCAUUCGGUUGGGCUGCGAGGGACCGCUGUUCUGGAACAACAAUUUCUUUGAGGAUUUGGACAGCGGACAAUCGCUGGGACACAACGAUGGGGACAAUAACAGUACCGGUUCGGGGACGGGAUCUACCGGUUCGGGAUGUUGCAAUAAUUCGGGAAGCUGCUGUUGCUGUUGCCGUCGGCGACGGAGUAUUGCACUGGGAAGCAAUAGUUGCAUCAUCAGCUCGAUUGACGUUGGUGGCGGCGGCUGUAACGGUUCUGUUGGCGGUGGCGGCGGCGGCGGCGGCGGCUCCAAUGGUGCCAACGGCGGCUGCUCCGGAGGUAACAACGGGGUGGUACUGAGAAAAGCUCAACUCGGCUGCCAAUGCGGAAUGGCGCAGCACAACAGCAAGCAGCGCAAGAUUGGAAGCCAUAACUCAAACUUUCUUCCGGACUCUAAAUAAAUAAUGAGGUGAAAAUGAGUCGCGCAGCGGCGCACUCGCAAACUGUCAAAAUCGGCGGCUAAUUUAAUCCGGUCUAAGGAGGCG